CGCAGAGGAGCCCAGGACCUGUGGCAUCAGCGGAGGGCGCAGGAUACAGUUCGCCGCGGGUAGUCGCGUAUUUUCGGAAGGGACAGCUGUUCGCUCCGGGACACACACAUCGGAUCAGCAUGUCGCCGUCGGGGCGUCCCAGCAAGGUGCGGCUGGUGUUCCUCGGAGCUGCCGGGGUCGGGAAGAGCGCGCUCAUCCGCCGUUUCCUCCACGACCGCUUCGAGCACAAGUACACGCGCACAGUGGAGGAGCUGCACGUGCUGGAGUACGACGCGGAGGGGUCCGGGAAGACGCGUCUGGAGAUCCUGGACACUAGCGGCAGCUACUCCUUCCCGGCCAUGCGGGAGCUCUGCAUCCGGCACAGUGACGCUUUCGCCCUGGUGUACGCGGUGGACGACCCGGGGUCCUUCGAGGAGGUCCGGCGGCUUCGCGACGAGAUUCUGGAGCUGCGGGACGGUAAGAGCGCGCCCAUCACCGUGGUCGGCGGCAAAGCGGACCUCACCGAGGCCGAAGGUCGCGUGCUGCAGGCGGGCGAUGCCAUGGUAACGGUGGAGGGCGAGUGGGACGCCAACUUCGUGGAGGCGUCCGCGCGCACAGGUGGAAACACGGUGGGAGUUUUCCGCGCAAUGCUGCAGCAGGUGGACCUGCCGCACCGGCUGAGCCCUGCGGUGCGCAGGCGCAGAGACACGGUGCCCAGACCUGCGUUCAAGAGGAGACCGCCGCUGAAGAAGAACAACAGCUGUACCCUGUCAUAGGAACAUCUGCUCCGUUCGACGAUGGACUCUGCAGCUGGACUGCUCGCGUCCAGGUGUUCGUCACAGAACUCAAACAGUUUUGUGCACACGUGGAAAUGCCCCCUAUGAACUAUAGGUACGAAACUUCACUGUCCUGAGUCCGGACGGUAAUGGCAGUCGUGAUGGUUUAGUGGGACCCCUUACAUGCCACGGACUUUAUAUGUGAUUUGUCUACAUUUUAUAUGUUAUAUCAAUAAACAGAUUUUAUCUGCUGUUUCAUACA
Xiphias gladius (swordfish) is the source of this 1017-nucleotide messenger RNA. It is a transcript of the gene rasd3, whose product is annotated as RASD family member 3. The record is from RefSeq and is a predicted model, not a curated record. Gene Ontology annotation, molecular function: GTPase activity; GTP binding. Lineage: Eukaryota; Metazoa; Chordata; Actinopteri; Istiophoriformes; Xiphiidae. The transcript has a single exon. The coding region runs from base 120 to 755 and encodes 211 amino acids.